Molecule: messenger RNA, 834 nt
Organism: Musa acuminata subsp. malaccensis (wild Malaysian banana)
Lineage: Eukaryota; Viridiplantae; Streptophyta; Magnoliopsida; Zingiberales; Musaceae
Source: RefSeq, a predicted model, not a curated record
UUAUUUCCUUUAUGAAAAUUACCCUAAGUUUUGAUUAUUAUCUUUGUCACAGAUGUACCGAAAUCCACUGCAAGACAAUCCAGCCUAUUCAGUCGUCAAAUUGUUGUUCAGAAAAGCAGUCCUGGAGGAAUCCAUUUUCAACGAGGCGAGCCUCGUCAGAGGGGUAUAUUUUGGGCCAGAAGAUGUUUAUGCAUGCAUUCUAACCUGUGGAGGCCUUUGCCCUGGGCUUAAUACAGUGAUCAAGGACGUAGUUUGUAGACUGUCCUACAUGUAUGGUGUCAAAAUGAUCGUUGGUAUACAGGGUGGAUAUAGGGGAUUUUAUGCUCGCAACACUAUACCUUUGACUCCAAAGAGUGUCAAUGAUAUCCAUAAACGGGGAGGCACAAUCCUUGGCACAUCACGAGGUGGUCAUGAUGCUAUAAAGAUCGUCGACAACAUUCAGGAUAUAAAUCAGGUGGUUUCUCUUUCCUCCGGUUUAUAUUAUAGGAGGAGAUGGAACCCAAAAGGGAGCUGCUGUGAUUUUUUAGGGAAUUCGAAGACGUGGCCUCAAACUUGCCGUUGCUGGUACUCCAAAGACAACAGAUAAUGACAUUGCGGUUAUUGACAAGUCCUUUGGUUUCGAUACUGCUGUUGAAGAGGCCCAGCGUGCCAUCAACGCUGCACAUGUAGAAGCGGAAAAAGCAUGGAGAAUGGUAUAGGUGUUGUGAAGCUAAUGGGUUGCUACGGUGGUAAAGUUCAUUUCUUAGUAAAAUAGCUUCAUCCCACUGGCCAAUUAUGUUUUGUACUUUGUAAUUUAAAUGAUUAAUGUUAGAUCUACCUCUACUUCUAGUCAAG